AUGUCAUGUUCUUGUAGAGUUUUCGACCUGGACAGGCUUUCGUGCCUACAUGCCAGAGCAGCUCUGAGUAAGAGGUAUCCAGAUACAUUUGGAGACUCCGUUCAUAACCACUCUUCUGCAUAUUACUCCACAGAUGCAUACUACAAAGCACAUGAAGGUGAUAUUGUCCAAAUUCCUCAUGAAAGUAAGUGGAUGAUUCCGCCAUAUAUACAGGGCGCACAAGUUUCCCCACCAAAAUACGUUCCUAAACUGGGUCGAAAGAGUAAUAAGAGUAAGAAAGGUGUCUUGGAGGAAGAACGUAGUCAUACCAAGAAACCAGCCAAGAGAAGAAAUAAAUGCUCCCUAUGCAAACAACCUGGACACAAGAGAAUCACUUGUAAUCUGAGUUUGUCACAAGUUGAGCAUAAUUCGUCACAACUUGAGCAGAACUCGCCACAAGUUGAGUAG
This is a messenger RNA of Lycium barbarum (goji berry), 447 nucleotides long. RefSeq lists its product as uncharacterized. Gene Ontology annotation, molecular function: zinc ion binding. Lineage: Eukaryota; Viridiplantae; Streptophyta; Magnoliopsida; Solanales; Solanaceae. The transcript has a single exon. Bases 1 to 447 code for a protein of 148 amino acids. The record is from RefSeq and is a predicted model, not a curated record.